AUGUAUACCCCACAAUGGUGGUCUGUGUCUGACAACCGGGGUGUCUUGUCACUAAUAUUCCAAGCCUCCUAUCCCAGAGCGUGGCUGUGGCAUGGUGGAAAUGUUAUUGGUGCAUGGGCUCAAUCCGAGUUCCCCGGGCAGGAAGCAGUCAAGGUAAGGCUGGCUUGCACUCUGGACCUUAUUGUGUCUCUCGCUAGAUUCCAUAAAGAGAGACCUUGCACCCACCCUUCUCCCAUCCUCUUAUUCUCUACACACGUCAGAAACAACGCCAGCUGGCAUGGGAUCACAGAAUCCCAAUUUCAACCAUUUCCUUUGCCCCCGUUCCAAAAGGCUUUUUAG
Molecule: messenger RNA, 339 nt
Organism: Histoplasma capsulatum G186AR
Lineage: Eukaryota; Fungi; Ascomycota; Eurotiomycetes; Onygenales; Ajellomycetaceae
Exons: 2
Coding region: 1-339 (112 amino acids)
Source: RefSeq, a predicted model, not a curated record